Nannospalax galili (Upper Galilee mountains blind mole rat) is the source of this 3538-nucleotide messenger RNA. RefSeq names its product EPH receptor A1 (gene Epha1). The coding region runs from base 402 to 3347 and encodes 981 amino acids. The transcript is spliced from 17 exons. Gene Ontology annotation, molecular function: transmembrane-ephrin receptor activity; protein binding; ATP binding. Gene Ontology annotation, cellular component: neuron projection; plasma membrane. The record is from RefSeq and is a predicted model, not a curated record. NCBI's taxonomy places the organism in Eukaryota, Metazoa, Chordata, Mammalia, Rodentia, Spalacidae. Gene Ontology annotation, biological process: cell surface receptor protein tyrosine kinase signaling pathway; axon guidance; protein phosphorylation.
CGCCCCUCCUACUUCCCAAAAAUCGAAGCUUUGCCUUGGCCCCGGCUCCUACCCCCAGUCACAGGUCAGAGCAGGCCCUUGACUGUAGAAGUCAAACUCCACCCAGGAACCCGCUGCCAGGGUCCCACUCAGGACUACAGCCGCCCAGCUUCCCUGCCCAUCCACCCGUGGUAGCCAUGCAGCAGAUGGAUUUCCCUCCCGGGCCUGGAGGGUGCAAUUUCUGAGGCCUGUGUUUAUUUUUGCGACUUUGGUUCAAGCAUCAGCACCCCAACGCUUGCGGCACUCUGCCAUGUUCCCCUUCACACUCUGAAGGAAGCUGCUACGAUCCCUGGAGCUCCUCACUCCUCAUUUGGGGCCCUUUUGCUCCCUCAACCUCAGGAUGUCACACUAUUAGGAAGAGGAUGUCCCGCAGCCUAGGGUUGCCCCCCCCAAUGCCAAAUGUGAGUUACAGGGGCACCCCCUUUCUCAGAGGUGACAGCCAACAUUUCUCCCCACCUUCAGUCACUCUGAUGGACACAAGCCUGGCACAAGGAGAGUUGGGCUGGCUUCUGGAUCCUCCAGAAGAGGGGUGGAGUGAGGUGCAACAGAUGCUGAAUGGGACACCUCUGUACAUGUACCAGGACUGCCCAGUACAGGAAGUUGGAGACACUGACCACUGGCUUCGCUCCAAUUGGAUCUACCGAGGGGAGGAAGAUUCACGUGUCCACGUAGAGCUGCAGUUCACUGUGCGCGAUUGCAAGAGCUUCCCUGGAGGAGCUGGGCCUCUGGGCUGCAAGGAGACCUUCAACCUCCUGUACAUGGAGAGUGACCACGAUGUGGGCAUUCAGCUCCGACGGCCCUUGUUCCAAAAGGUAACCACAGUGGCUGCAGACCAAAGCUUUACCAUCAGAGACCUUGCCUCUGGCUCUGUGAAGCUGAAUGUGGAGCGCUGCUCCUUGGGCCGUCUGACCCGCCGUGGCCUCUACCUUGCUUUCCAAAACCCUGGUGCCUGUGUGGCCCUGGUAUCUGUAAGAGUGUUCUACCAGCGCUGUCCAGAGGCCGUGCAUGGCUUAGCCCAAUUCCCUGACACUCUCCCUGGCCCUGGAGGGUUGGUAGAAGUGUCUGGGACCUGUCUGCCCCAUGCACAACUCAGCCCUGGGGCUUCAGGUAUACCCCGCAUGCACUGCAGCCCUGAUGGUGAGUGGCUGGUGCCUGUGGGCCAGUGUCACUGCGAGCCUGGCUAUGAGAAAACCAGUGACAGCAUGGGAUGCACUGCCUGCCCUAGUGGCUCCUACAGGACAGACAUGGACACACCCCAUUGCCUCAAAUGCCCCCGACACAGCACAGCAGAGUCUGAAGCGGCCACCCUGUGCACCUGUGAGAGUGGCCAUCACCGAGCCCCUGGGGAGGGCCCCCAGGUAGCAUGCACACGUCCCCCAUCAGCUCCCCAAAAUCUGAGUUUCUCUGCAUCAGGGACUCAGCUCUCCCUGCACUGGGAACCCCCCACAGAUACAGGAGGACGCCAGGACAUCAGUUACAGUGUGGAGUGCUUGCAGUGCCAGGGCACUGUGAAGGAUGGGGCCCCCUGCCAGCCCUGUGGAACAGGCGUGCGCUUCUCCCCACGGGCUGUGGGGCUCACCACACCAUCUGUGCAAGUGGAAGGCCUCGAGCCUUAUGCCAACUAUACCUUUACCGUCAAAUCCCAAAACGGAGUGUCAGGGCUAGACAGCUCCAGCCCAGACAGCGCUUCCCUCAGCAUCAACAUGGGGCAUGCAGAGUCACUCUCAGGCUUGUCGCUGAGGCUGGUGAAAAAAGAACCCAGACAGCUGGAACUAACCUGGGCAGGAUCUCGGUCCCGAAGUCCUGGGGGAAAUCUGAGCUACGAGCUGCAUGUGCUGAACCAGGAUGAAGAAUGGCACCAAAUGGUUCUGGAACCCAGGGUCUUGCUGACAAAACUGCAGCCAGAUACCACAUACAUCGUCAGAGUGCGGACACUGACCCCACUGGGCCCUGGUCCUUUCUCCCCUGACCAUGAGUUUCGGACGAGCCCACCAGUUUCCAGGAGCCUGACCGGAGGAGAGAUCGUGGCAAUCAUCUUUGGCUUACUGCUUGGUAUAGCUCUGCUGAUUGGAAUUCAUGUCUUUCGUUCAAGGAAAGGCCAGCGGCAGAGACAGCAGAGGCAGCAUGAGCAGGUCACCGAAGUUGAUCGAGAGGACAAGUUGUGGCUAAAACCCUACGUGGACCUCCAGGCCUAUGAGGACCCUGCACAGGGAGCAGAUUUUGCCCAGGAACUGGACCCAGCCUGUCUGAAUGUGGACACUGUCAUAGGGGAAGGAGAGUUUGGGGAAGUGUAUCGUGGGGCCCUGAGACUUCCCAACAAAGAAUAUAAGACUGUAGCCAUUAAGACCUUGAAAGACGCGUCCCCAGAUGGCCAUUGGUGGAAUUUCCUUCGUGAAGCGACUAUCAUGGGCCAGUUCAACCACCCACACAUUCUGCACCUGGAAGGUGUCAUCACAAAAAGAAAGCCCAUCAUGAUCAUCACAGAGUUUAUGGAGAAUGGAGCCCUGGAUGCCUUUCUGAAGGAACGGGAGGACCAGCUGGCUCCUGGGCAGCUAGUGGCCAUGCUGCAGGGCAUAGCAUCUGGCAUGAACUACCUCAGUGACCACAAUUAUGUCCAUCGAGACCUGGCUGCCAGGAACAUCUUGGUGAAUCGGAACCUGUGCUGCAAGGUGUCUGACUUUGGCCUAACCCGCCUCCUAGAUGACUUUGAUGGCACCUAUGAAACACAGGGAGGAAAGAUCCCCAUCCGUUGGACAGCCCCAGAAGCCAUUGCCCAUCGGAUCUUCACCACGGCCAGUGAUGUGUGGAGCUUUGGCAUUGUCAUGUGGGAGGUGCUCAGCUUUGGGGACAAGCCCUAUGGAGAGAUGAGCAAUCAGGAGGUGAUGAAGAGCAUUGAGGAUGGGUACCGGUUGCCCCCUCCAGUGGACUGCCCGGCCCCUCUGUAUGAACUCAUGAAGAACUGUUGGGCUUAUGACCGCACCCGUCGGCCCCACUUCCUCCAGCUCCAGGCACAUCUGGAACAGUUGCUUACCGACCCCCACUCCCUAAGAACUAUUGCCAACUUUGAUCCCAGGGUGACUCUCCGCCUGCCCAGCCUGAGUGGGUCUGAUGGGAUCCCUUAUCGAAGUGUCUCUGAGUGGCUUGAGUCCAUACGCAUGAAGCGCUACAUUCUGCACUUCCGCUCGGCCGGGCUGGACACCAUGGAGUGUGUGCUGGAACUAACGGCCGAGGACCUGACCCAGAUGGGAAUCACACUGCCAGGACAUCAGAAGCGCAUUCUCUGCAGUAUUCAAGGGUUUAAGGAUUGAGUGACCACCACAAAGAUGCCUGAGCCUUUGGCGCCCCCCUUCAUGAGCAAGGAAAGGGCCACAGUCACUCCCUGGGCCUUUCCUCAGCCUAUGAGACACAGACUAUUGGUGCUGCUCCUGCCCACUCAUCCAGGACUCUGCCUUUGGACCCAGGAGCCUUUGUUUUUAAAAGGGAGGUGGGGGUACAAGAG